AUGGCAAAUGUUGGUUGGUGUCAACUUUUUCAUUCGUGUUGCAAGUUUUUUUUUGUCGAUAUUAACUACGAAAGGAGAAAAAGCUCUUUUCAGUUAAAACCCGACUUGAAGGGCCAGUGUUCUACAUUUCCAUAAACAGGCCGGAAAAGAAGAACUGUAUCAAUCAUGAAACGGCCAGACAACUCGUCACGGCGUUUGAGAAGUUUAAUGAAGAUGAAAAUGCAAAAGUGGCCGUUUUUCACGGGGAAGGUGAGUGAAAAGCAACCAAUUUUAAGGACGUCAGCGUACUCCCUAUGGGGGCUGAGGGAAAGUUCAUUUAAAGUGCCCGUAUAAGGUUGAAUUUCAGGGUGUCCUUAUAGGGAUGGAGGGUCUAAUUCCUAAGUCCUAAAGCUCAAGUGGCCCCUAUAGGGUCUUUUGAUUUUUUGGUCAGAUUUGAAAAGACUUGAUUGAUCAAUCCUCUGUCAAAACCUUUUCAGACGAACGGCAAUUAAUAAAAUUUUUGCAUAGAAAUGCUUCUUAUAGAGUUACUAACAGUAAUCGACUAACAUGUCCCCACUUUUGCAAGCUUAAGGGUCCCUAGAGGGGACCCUCCAAGAGCUCUAAAGCGGCCUAAACAUUCAAUCUCGCUUUUUGCGCGUCACUUUUCAUGCAUCGCGUGCAUUGCGUACAACACAUUUUAUUCUCCGCCCUUGCUGUGGAUGUGGCUUCGAUUCGGUGUCGCCGUGUUGUAAGCUUCAACGGCCCUAUAGGGGAAAAGGGAACCUGUAAAUCCCCCUGAGAUUGCCCCUAUAGGGACCACCCUGACCUAAGAUUCGAUUCAAACUAGUUUCGAAAUUUGAAAUCAUUUAGGCAGCAAUUUUUGCACUGGAUACGACUUGUCCGAAGUCUCACGUGGCGAUUUUGAACACUAUGAUCCCGAUUUUCUCGAAAAAUACAGAUAUUUGGUAUCUUCCUUCUCAAAUUCUCCUAAAAAUCAAAUUUAUAGGGACCAACAAAUAUGAAGAUCAAAAAGCCGUUAAUCGCCGCCAUUGAGGGCUACGCGGUCGCCGGCGGCUUGGAAUUGUCCUUGAUGGGUUUUUUCAUAAGGAAAAAUAAUAAUAAAGAAGAAAUAAUCACAGCUGACAUGAGGGUUUGCGGAAAAUCAGCAACUUUCGGAGUUUUUUGCCGAAAAGUCGGAGUUCCUCUCAUCGACGGCGGAACAAUUCGGCUUCCACGAGUUGUCGGUUUUGGAAGGUCAGAAAAAAAUCAGAAAUUUAUGAAAUUAAGUUUUGAAUAUCGCAAAAUCGUUAUUGUAACCGAAAUUCAUGGGGAGGAAUCAAUCUUGAAUAGGCGUCAUAAUUAUAGACUCGCAGACUUUUUCCAAUUAUUUUCUGAAAAUUCGAUAGAUUUCGAAAAAUGAAACUCGUUCAGUAACAGUUUUGCAGAGCUGAUAUCGAAACCUAGAUUUUUUUAUCAAAAAAUUUUUUUCCAAAUGUGAAGUCUUUGACUGCGUCUUAAUUAUAGACUCGUAUUUUUAUUUUUCUUUUCUUAAGUUGAAAAAAAUCUUGAAUUCUCGUGUUUCUUUUUUUCAAACGAUAUUCACAGAGUGCGAAAACAAAUUCAUGUCAAUGAGCUGAGAUUUAAAAAAAGUUCUUGUUCUUCGAGAAUAUACUAUUUGUGAUUUCGUCUGAUUUUUUUCCCUGACAAAAGUUGUUCAGAAUCAGAAUCAUUUUUUCGUUCUUUUUCAGAGCGAUGGACAUGAUUCUAACAGGACGUGGCGUCGGAGCCGAAGAAGCUCUUUCUUGGGGAUUGAUGAAUCGAGUCGUUUCUGACGGACAAGGUGUCCCUUUUUUUCAUCAUUGAAUAAUUUAUAUUUUCGAAGAAUGUUGAAUAUUUUUCAAUUCUUCCGCUAGAACUUGAAAAAGUAUAUUUUCUUACAACUAACCAGGGAAUGGUCUCCAGUCAGCAUAUAUAGAUCUCGUUCUUCUGUCAACAUAAAACAAAUUAAUUUUUUCCCGAAAAAAUUUUCAAGCUUGGAUAUGAUUGGUCUUUUUUAGUAAGAUUCUUUUUGUAAUGUCUUUUCAGUUUUUGGUUGCGAAUUUCUUGAAAAUUGGUCAGGAUACAUGUUGAUCAACCAGAUAAAUAUCCCGUAGGCCUCAAUCUUUUGAAAUUUCUAGUUUUUGAAAAAAAAAACGCCUCAAAGUCAAAGAAAAACCUCAAAAACCGUAAAAAAAAGGCCUUUUUAUGGCUCUGAGUCCUCAUUUCUCGGAAACUGAAAAGUUGUGCAGAUCUAGACUUACAGGAUCUCCUUUUGGUACAUCAAGGAGUAUUCUGGCCAAUUUUCAGGAAAUUCCCAUCCGCAAAGAAGAAUGACCUCCUUGUUAGCGCCUCUUUUUUUCUUGCUGAUUCUCUCGUCUUUUCGUUAAAUUUUCCUGUUUCUUUUACCUCUCCGGUGAGAGAAAAGAGAGCACAGACAGGCCAGAGUGCUUCGGGAUGAAAUUUCUGUGGAAAUGAAGCAUUCUGUUCAAAUUCCAGCCGUAGCCGAAGCCACGAAAUUAGCCCAACAGAUUGCCAGUUUCCCGGAGCAAUGUAUGUUGGCUGAUCGGAACUCCUCUUAUUAUUCCUUGGACCAUACAACCGAGGAAAGUUUCGCCAGAGAGUACGAGAACAUCUCUGUUUUAGGCGAGAGUAUCAAAGGUUGGAAGUUUUCUUAUUUUAGUUCUAUCUUGUUCGUAUAAUCAAAGUAUUUCCGGCGAUUUUGAAUUUGACGCGUUGUUAUUUUAUAAUGGGGGUUAGCACCGUCUACUCAGACAAUCUUUUCCUCCAGCCGUUUCCACAGAUCAGCUGUUAGAUUUAUUUGAUUGAUUUGAUUGUUUUGAUGUAUUAUUUUUUUGUAUUUGUCGUGCAGAUUGCGGAAUGGCGAAUAAACACUUGAAAUGAAAUAAUGAUUCCGCAAAAUUGAAAUUUCAAGAGCCGUCGAAAAUUGGGUCCCAGAACGAUAUGAUGACUUAGACGCGCAAAUUUAAAAUAAAAAGUUUUAAAUUUCCAAGUUUCGCGCGUAAAAUUCGCGAUCUCGUUGUAGGACCUAAUUUUUUUCAACCGCAUCCGAAUUUCCAAUUUUGCGUGUUUCGAGAUCUUAUUUUUUAAAAAAAGAGUAAAUCGCCGAAAUUACUUUGAACACGGCGUUUAGAAGGUUCAUGAAGUUAAACAUCAAAAAAAAUAAUUUAAUUUCAUUCCAGGAGCUCAACAGUUCAUGCAGAGCCAAGCAAAGAAAAAAUCGAAACUUUGA
Messenger RNA from Caenorhabditis auriculariae, 3268 nucleotides. The record is from the annotation of a GenBank genome assembly. Lineage: Eukaryota; Metazoa; Nematoda; Chromadorea; Rhabditida; Rhabditidae.